UGUCAUAAGUGUGUGGAUUUUACAUAUAUAUUGACAUACGGUGGUAACAUAUAAUUUACUACCUCAGACCAUUUGAAUUCAGUAUAAUACACAACCUUUGUUAAGAAUGUCUAUCCGAUCCGCUGCCUAUAACCACGAUGAAGAUAUCCUUCUAUGUAGGGUUUAUAUCGAAACUUCUGAAGAUCCAAUUAUUGGAGUGUACAAAUCAAGUGACCGAUUGUGGUCUCGUAUUGAAGAUGCUUUCAACAAAGAAAAAUUGGAGCAUUGGGAGAUGCGUACUAAGAGAUCUAUGCAAUUCCGACUUGACACUAUCCAAAAAGCAGCAAGAAGACUUCAUGCUUGCAUAAAACAAGUUGAAAAUAUGCAUCAAAGUGGUGCUUCAAAUGAAGAUAUUAUGCUCAAAGCUAAAGUGUUGUUCACAAAAGACACGAAGUUCAAAUCAGGUUGGAAGUUCGAGCAUGUGUGGGAUAUUAUAAAAAAUUUUGAAAAAUUUAAAGAUUGUUCUUCAAGUAGCAGGAGAAAUCCAUCUUUCAACUAUCCCUCUUCCGAGUCAGAAAAUCCAACUCCAGAUUCUGUUGGGCAGGCAUCCCCCAGCGUCUCUUCCUUUUCUCUUAACCUAAACGAUUCAGUAAUUGGUUCUCUGUCAGAAAGACCUAUUGGAGUGAAAAAGGCAAAACUGAAAAGAAAAAGUGAUGAUAAUACAUCAUUGCAUAUAAAUGGUAUGCAGGAAACAAGCGAAAAAAUGGUUGAAGAACUAAGAAGGAUAAAUGAACAAAUGCAAUAUCAUAAUGCAUUGAAAGAGAUAAAGGAAGAAAAUAAAAUUUUAUUGAAAGAUUCGAGUAAAAUUUUAUUGAAAGAGAUCAACCAGAUCCAUUCGCGACGGGCAUGA
Messenger RNA from Impatiens glandulifera, 889 nucleotides. RefSeq lists its product as uncharacterized. The transcript is spliced from 3 exons. Bases 107 to 889 code for a protein of 260 amino acids. NCBI's taxonomy places the organism in Eukaryota, Viridiplantae, Streptophyta, Magnoliopsida, Ericales, Balsaminaceae. The record is from RefSeq and is a predicted model, not a curated record.